This is a messenger RNA of Amborella trichopoda, 3480 nucleotides long. Lineage: Eukaryota; Viridiplantae; Streptophyta; Magnoliopsida; Amborellales; Amborellaceae. The record is from RefSeq and is a predicted model, not a curated record.
UGUUUGAUCUGGCUUUGAUGAUCGGAAAACUUGUAUCAAAAGCUAUAAAUUGACACUAAUAUCAAAUGAUUCCGGCCGAAACAGUUUUCGAGACUAAGAUUUCCGGUGUCCAUGCCUGACCCAGUGAUAAAAUAGAAUUUUGGUUUUUUUAAGGUUUUUAUGUUUUUUUGGAUAGAUUCAUUUAUCUAUAGGAUCUAGCUUUGCUGAUGGGAAAUCGCAUUUGAAUUACCGAUUUUUUUGUUAGUAAUCUGAUUUUUUACCCUUCUUAGUGUGGAGAUAAGACUUUGGCUUUUGCUAAAUCUGAAUUUCUGAUGAACUGGCGUAUUUCUUGUGCAGUAGUCGCGAAUGAUUUCUGAUUAUCAAGAAUAAAAAGAACUGCUUCGUUUAAAUGCUCUGAUUAUCCAAAAACAGAGCCGAUUAUUCAAAGUCUAUGGGUUUUCGCGAAUUUUGCCGAAAUUUAUAUAUUUCUUUAUUCGUGAAUUUGUCUUCCGUUUUAUCCGUUUAUUUUUAUAAUUACUGUUAUCUAUCUCUAGGGCGACUUACUGUUAUAUGGUGUCCGCAUUUUGCUGAGAGAUUUGUAUGCAAUACUAUUAAAAUAUUCACAUAAUUGUAUCCUUUAUCAUACCCGUUUUGUUCGUGUUCUGAAUGUGUUCUUUCUCCUCUUCUUCUUCAUUUUGAGAUUGUUACUUUGAAGCUUCUUAUUUUGGUCAUUCAUACCCUUUUUUCUUUCUGCUUUUCUGUUUCUUUUCCAUGUUGUGAGUAAGAAAUUUUUGUUCCAAUUUUGAUUAAUCUCUUUCUCUGUUCGUCUCUUUUACUGUUUUUGAGAUCUUUUAUGGGUUUCUACUUGCUGCAACCAUGUCCUGCUCCGACAUCAGAAUGUGAUUAUGAGAAUUAAUUGGAAAACGAUUUCAAAGGCUUUUAACAGAACGAAGUACCCAGAUUUACUCAGAAAGAGAAAAGAAAGAAUCACACUCCCAUUUGACUUUCAUAACGUCCAUGUAGUACUAGUUACCCAUAAAUAACUUUCCUCCAUAUAGGAAUAUGGUAGCUUAUUUCUGGCACAUUGUGAAAUUUGUGGUUUAUUUCUUCAUUGGGAGUAGAGCUGUUUGACCUAGAGUACUAUCUGCAAAUGUGGAGCUACUGUGGUUAUCUUUUCUUUCAAUUAGCAAUAAAAGGGAUUUUUUUUCUUUUUCAUGUGUUGCAUGUUGAUCAAUUUUUCUUCGUUUUACUAUCCUUGUUAUUUUAACCAUUUUGAAUUUAUAGGCUACAUAUGCGGCUUCUCACUUUGGUUUCUUUGAUCGUUUUGGUUGCUGUCUACAUUCAAACAAUCAACACAACCUGCAUCAGUUCCUGAAGACGACACCGUUUUGUGACUAGGAAAAGUAAUUGGAGUUUGGCUUCUAAGCUCUUUUGUUAAGUUUGGGCACUGCAAAGGCAGCAGUGCCCAUGGACGCCACAACAAGUGGAACCUUCUCCCAAACUCCAACCAUACAGUACCAUGGGAUUCCAGACCAACCCCUCGCUCUUGUCUCUCAAUUACAAAUUUUCCAGCGUCAACAACGCCAUUGUUAUGGGGACUCUACCCCUGGAGAAUUUCCCCUGUCAGCUAACCCCUCCAUUGUUCUCCAUGUUCUCACUGACUGUAACCUUGAUCCUCAAGACCUUGCGAAACUAGAGGCUACUUGUUCAUUCUUUAGGCAGCCUGCGAAUUUCGCCCCCGAUAAUGAGCUGUCUAUAUCAGAGCUCGCUGCCUUCUUGAUGUGUCGAGAAAGAGCCAUAUUUAAACCCAUGACAGAGGAAGAGAGAGGGGCUUUAAAGAAGAGAUGUGGGGGUUCAUGGAAGUUGGUACUUAGGUUCUUGAAGAUUGGUGAGGCGUGUUAUAGGAGAGAGAAGUCUCAGGCCAUCGCUGGGCCUGGUCACAGUGUGGCUGUGACAUCGAAAGGCAGCGUAUACUCUUUUGGGUCAAAUAGCUCUGGGCAACUUGGCCAUGGAACACUAGAUGAGGAGUAUCGGCCCCGCCUAAUCAGGUCACUGCAGGGUAUUCGGAUUAUACAGGCUGCUGUGGGAGCUGGGAGAACAAUGCUCAUAAGCGACACAGGGCGAGUAUAUGCUUUUGGAAAAGAUUCUUUUGGAGAUGCAGAGUAUGGGGUUCAAGGGACAAAGCAUGUGACCGCCCCCCAAUUGGUGGAGUCCUUGAAGGAUACAUUUGUUGUUCAGGCAGCCAUUGGUAACUUCUUCACAGCUAUUCUUUCACGAGAAGGCAAGGUAUACACAUUUUCAUGGGGAUCAGAUGCUAAACUUGGGCACCAAACUGAGCCCAAUGAUGUGGAGCCCCACCCUUUGUUGGGGGCACUUGAGGAUAUCCCUGUUGUUCAAAUUGCUGCAGGAUUUUGCUACCUUCUAUGUCUGGCUUGCCAAGCUGGUGUUAUGUCGGUUUACUCAGUGGGUUGUGGCUUAGGGGGAAAGCUUGGACAUGGGUCUCGCACUGAUGAAAAGCAGCCACGUUUGAUCGAACACUUCCAAACUUUAAGGCUCCAACCCAAGGUUGUGGCAGCAGGUGCUUGGCAUGCAGCUGUGGUGGGUUAUGAUGGGAGAGUAUGCACAUGGGGAUGGGGGCGCUAUGGAUGCUUAGGCCAUGGAAAUGAAGAUUGUGAAGCCACCCCAAAAGUGGUCGAAGCCCUUAGUGGAGUCAAAGCAGUUCAUGUGGCUACUGGUGACUACACGACCUUUGUGGUCUCUGAUAAUGGAGAUGUUUACUCUUUUGGAUGCGGAGAAUCAUCGAGCCUUGGCCACUCAACUACUGCAGAUCCCCAGGGCAACAGGCACGCAAAUUUUCUGUCCCCAGAGCUAGUUACCUCGCUUAAGUAUCCGAAUGAGAGGGUGGUUCAGAUAAGCCUCACUAAUUCUAUCUAUUGGAAUGCUCAUACAUUUGCUCUCACAGAUAAAGGGAACCUCUAUGCUUUUGGUUCUGGCGAUAAAGGCCAGCUUGGAACUGAGCUCGUUGCUCACCAAAGCGAGCGUGCAAAUCCUGAGCGCAUUGAUAUCGACCUCAGUUAGCGUGUCAUUGAUCUCGCUCGCUACCCAUUCAAAGCCGUUGUUGAUUCUCUCUCUCUCUUCCCCCCUUUUCAGUUACGAUUUCUCUCACUUUCAAUUCUCUUUGCAUAAAAUCUUUCAGUCUUCUAAUGCUUUCAUAUUCUUGUCUAUUUGUACAUAUGAAAUGGAACACUCAGAAAACAAAAAGAUAACAGGGCACAAGGGCAGGGCCCAUGUGUAGCCUCGUUAUGGUUAUCAUCGCACCAGAACAUGCAAAGGGUGGCUGACUGGUUUGGAAGCCUCAAGGUAUUGUGGCUGAUUUGAAGCUUUUGGCAGUGGUAUCUUAUUUAUAUGUCCUUAAUUUUAUUCUUUGUUUCUAUGUUUUCCUGUUUACACACAAUUCUGGAACCAUACCCUCUCUCUUGAAUUCUCUAGUGUUCCAUCAAA